Molecule: messenger RNA, 4127 nt
Organism: Leopardus geoffroyi (Geoffroy's cat)
Lineage: Eukaryota; Metazoa; Chordata; Mammalia; Carnivora; Felidae
Gene: FHOD1
Product: formin homology 2 domain containing 1
Exons: 22
Coding region: 105-3887 (1260 amino acids)
Biological process (GO): cortical actin cytoskeleton organization; actin filament network formation
Cellular component (GO): cytoplasm; cytoskeleton
Molecular function (GO): actin filament binding
Source: RefSeq, a predicted model, not a curated record
AGCGUCCGGUCCGGCCCGGCCCAGACAGCCGAGCUAGUGGAGUAGACGCCGCGGCGUAGCCGGGAUCCUCCCGGAGGCGCGCGGCGCGAGCCCCUGACAGAACCAUGGCGGGCGAGGAAGACCGCGGAGAUGGGGACCCGGUAUCAGCGGUGACCGUGCGGGUGCAGUACUUGGAGGACACCGACCCCUUCGCAUGUGCCAACUUCCCGGAGCCGCGCCGAGCCCCCACCUGUAGCCUGGACGGGGCGCUGCCCCUGAGUGCGCAGAUACCCGCGCUGCAUCGCCUGUUGGCGGCGCCGCUGAAGCUGGAGGACUGUGCUCUACAAGUGUCUCCCUCUGGAUACUACCUGGACCCUGAGCUUUCUCUGGAAGAGCAGCGCGAGAUGCUGGAGGGCUUCUAUGAAGAGAUCAGCAAAGGGCGAAAGCCUACACUUAUCCUGCGUACUCAACUCUCCGUGAGGGUCAAUGCCAUCUUGGAAAAGUUGUAUGGCUCCAGUGGCCCUGAGCUCCGCCGUUCCCUCUUCUCACUAAAGCAGAUCUUCCAGGAGGACAAGGACCUGGUGCCUGAAUUUGUACACUCAGAGGGGCUGAGUUGCCUGAUCCGUGUGGGUGCUGCUGCCGACCACAACUAUCAGACCUACAUCCUCCGAGCACUAGGCCAGCUGAUGCUUUUUGUGGAUGGGAUGCUAGGGGUGGUGGCCCACAGUGAGACUGUACAGUGGCUGUACACACUGUGUGCCAGCACGUCCCGCUUGGUGGUGAAGACAGCCCUGAAGCUGCUGCUGGUGUUUGUGGAAUACUCUGAGAACAAUGCACCACUGCUUAUCCGUGCUGUCAGUUCUGUGGCCAGCUCUACAGGCUCUCUUCCUUGGGCCAAUCUGGUGUCCAUCCUGGAGGAGAAGAAUGGCACUGACCCUGAGUUGUUGGUGUACACAGUCACCCUCAUCAACAAGACACUGGCAGCACUCCCAGACCAGGACACCUUCUAUGAUGUGACAGAUGCACUGGAGCAGCAAGGCAUGGAGGCCCUGGUCCAGCGCCAUUUGGGCACCUCGGGUACUGAUGUGGACCUGCGCACACAGCUUGUGCUCUAUGAGAAUGCCCUGCGGUUGGAGGAUGGAGACAUCGAUGAAGCCGCUGCAGGUGGAAGGCGGGAACGCAGAAAGCCCUCUUCAGAGGAGGGCAAGAGGAGCCGCCGAUCUCUAGAAGGCGGGAGCUGCCCUUUGCGCUCCACGGAGCCUGGCCCCACAGGCCCUGUCUCUAGCCGCGCAGGCCCCGCCUCACAGACAGGCCCCACCUCCAGCCCCUCAGACCUGGCCUCAACGGUAAUCUCCACCUACUCCACUGGCCCUGCCCUGUCGACAAGCUUGAACUCCAGCCUCUUGGGCCCUGCUUCUGGCCUCCUUACCUCGGUGAACCUCUUUCCUGCCAUCUCUGUGGGGCCAUCAGCCGACAGCUCCAGCGAGAGGAGCAUCUAUAAACUUCACCAAACUGCUCCUGUUUGGGCCCCUGAGAGCCCACCUGUCUCUCAGUCCCCUACUGAGCAGGCAGUGCUGGAAGCCCGGUUCCUGGAGAAUGUGGCAGCAGCAGAAACAGAGAAGCAGGCUGCACUGGCCCAGGGCCGAGCAGAGACACUGGCUGAGGCCAUGCCUGAUGAGGCUGAUGGACACCCAGAUACCCGGGAACUAUGGGGCUCCCCAGAACCAGGCCCUGCACCCAGAUCACCCCAGAGCCCUGCCCCCCGAAGUCUGCUCCGGGCCCAGCGGAGCCUUGAGCCAGAGCCCAAGGAGCCACUGGCUCCACCAAGCCCCAAGGCUGAGCCCAUUCAGGAAUUCCCUAUCCGUGUACCUAAGCUCUGCAUUGGAGACCUGGACUUCUCAGAUUUGGGGGAGGAUGAAGACGAGGACAUGCUGAACAUGGAGGCUGUGGAGGCUGGGAAAGGGGUCCCACCCCCACCGCCCCCACUGCCUGUGCUCUCUGGAGGUGGCCCACCUCCUCCACCCCCACCUCCUCCACCCAUCAAAGGCUCACUCCCACCACCUCCACCUCCCACCACUCCCCUUCCUCCCUCAGCACCCGAUGGUUUAGCCCUCCCCACCAAGAGGAAGACAGUAAAACUCUUCUGGCGGGAGCUAAAGCUGGCUGGGGGUCAUGAAGGCUCUGGGAGCCGCUUUGGGCCCUGCCCCACACUGUGGGCCUCACUGGAACCUGUCUCGGUGGACACAGCCCGGCUGGAACACCUGUUUGAGUCCCGUGCCAAAGAUGUGCUGCCUUCCAAGAAAGCAGGUGAGGGCCGCCGGACAAUGACCACAGUGCUGGACCCCAAGCGCAGCAACGCUAUCAACAUUGGCCUAACCACCCUGCCACCUGUGCAUGUCAUUAAGGCUGCCCUGCUCAACUUUGAUGAGUUUGCUGUCAGCAAGGAUGGCAUUGAGAAACUGCUGACUAUGAUGCCCACGGAAGAGGAGCGGCAGAAGAUUGAGGAGGCCCAGCUGGCCAAUCCUGACAUACCCCUGGGCCCAGCUGAGAAUUUCCUGAUGACCCUUGCCUCCAUUGGGGGCCUGGCCGCACGUCUACAACUCUGGGCCUUCAAGCUGGACUAUGACAGCAUGGAACGGGAAAUCGCAGAGCCGCUAUUUGACCUGAAAGUGGGCAUGGAACAGCUGGUGCAAAAUGCCACCUUCCGCUGUAUCCUGGCCACCCUGUUGGCUGUGGGCAACUUCCUCAACGGUUCCCAGAGCAGCGGCUUUGAGCUGAGCUACCUGGAGAAGGUGUCAGAGGUGAAGGACACAGUGCGCCGACAGUCACUGCUGCACCAUCUCUGUUCCUUGGUUCUCCAGACCCGGCCUGAUUCCUCUGACCUUUACUCAGAAAUACCUGCCCUGACUCGCUGUGCCAAGGUGGACUUUGAGCAGCUGACUGAGAACCUGGGGCAGCUGGAGCGUCGGAGCCGGGCAGCUGAGGAGAGUCUACGGAACUUGGCCAAACACGAGCUGGCCCCAGCCCUACGUGCCCGCCUCACCCACUUCCUGGCCCAGUGUGGCCGCCGUGUUGCCAUGCUGCGGGUAGUACACCGCCGUGUCUGCAACAGGUUCCAUGCCUUCCUGUUGUACCUGGGGUACACGGCCCAGACAGCCCGGGAAGUGCGCAUCAUGCAGUUCUGCCACACGCUGCGUGAGUUUGCACUGGAGUAUCGGACUUGCCGGGAACGGGUGCUACAGCAGCAGCAAAAGCGGGCCACGUACCGUGAGCGCAACAAGACACGGGGCCGCAUGAUCACUGAGGUAGGUACCUUUUCCAGGUUUGGACUGCCACCCCCGUGGUUUCCUUCCCCUGCGCCCAGCUCACCCUUCUCCCCUCUACAGACAGAAAAGUUCUCAGGUGUGGCUGGGGAAGUCCCCAGCAACCCAUCUGUCCCAGUGGCCGUGGGCAGUGGGCCAGGGCGGGGUGAUGCUGACAGUCAUGCCAGCAUGAAGAGUCUGCUGACCAGCAAGCCGGAGGACACCACACAUGGCCGCCGCAGCAGAGGUGGGACCUAUGGCCACUGGGGGCAAUGGGCUUUGGGGUCACCUUAUCCUGACUUCUCUAUCUGGUCUCUCACAGGAAUGGUCCAGAGCACCUCCCCAGUCAUGCCUACAGCAAUGGGGCCCUCCACUGCACCCCCAGAAGAACCCCCAGUCUCCAAUUUACCCAGUGACACUUCAGAUGAGAUCAUGGACCUGCUGGUACAGUCAGUGACCAAGAGCAGUCCUCGUGCCUUAGCUGCUCGGGAGCGCAAGCGGUCCCGUGGCAACCGCAAGUCUUUGAGACGGACGUUGAAGAGCGGGCUCGGAGAGGACCUGGUGCAGGCACUGGGACUGAGCAAGGGUCCUGGCCUGGAGGUGUGAAGGUACUGCCUCUAGGACAUGGACGGGCCUCAGCCUGCAAUGUAAGAGACUAGAGAAUGAGGAGGAAUCAAAGCAGAAUUCUGGGCCUUUUCUCAACCCUAAGGCCACUGUGUGCCCAGUGGACAGUGCCUUGAGCAGUAUUAGCUGUGUGUGCCUGUAUGCAAUUGUGUGUUUGUGUGUGUAUAUGUACUUGUAUGAGCUCCCUGAAUGCAUGGAGUAUAAUAAAGUUUUCCUAGCCAA